AUGACAACAAACUCCUUCCAAACCCCACCCUCAAACAAAAUCGGCCUCUUCUCCCCAGGCGGCCCAACACCAACCUUCAACCCGCCACCAACCCCGUCAACCCAAAACUACCGCCUAAACCACCUGGCAAUCCGCAUCAAAGACCCCUCCCGCUCCCUCCACUUCUACGUCGACCUCCUCGGCAUGCGCGUAAUCUUCACCAUGAACGCCGGCCCCUUUACAAUCUACUACCUCGGCCACCCGCCGCCCGGCACCAAAGCUGAGGAUCUAGAUACCUGGGCGAAGAAAACGAGUGAGAUCCCCGUUAUGACGCGGACGAGUGGGUUGCUCGAGUUAUAUCAUGUGCAUGGUACGGAGGAGGUGUGUUCGGGUAACGUACCGCCGCAAUUGGGGUUUGCGCAUCUCGGGUUUACGGUGCCGGAUGUUAAGGAUGCGGUGGAGAGGUUGAGGGGGGGUGGGGUGAGGAUUUUGAAGGAUAUGGGGGUUUGUGAGAGGGAGAGUGUUCCGUUGUCCGAGUGGGAGAGGGAGAGGGGGGUUGGGGAGGGGGAUAUUCAUGAGAAUUAUGCUUGGUUCUUUGAGAAGUUUGCUAUGGUCGAGGAUCCGGAUGGUUACUCGGUUGAGUUGAUACCCCAAGAUAUCUAG
Molecule: messenger RNA, 642 nt
Organism: Penicillium cataractarum
Lineage: Eukaryota; Fungi; Ascomycota; Eurotiomycetes; Eurotiales; Aspergillaceae
Product: putative lactoylglutathione lyase (Glo1)
Exons: 2
Coding region: 1-642 (213 amino acids)
Source: RefSeq, a predicted model, not a curated record